Molecule: messenger RNA, 975 nt
Organism: Homarus americanus (American lobster)
Lineage: Eukaryota; Metazoa; Arthropoda; Malacostraca; Decapoda; Nephropidae
Product: leucine-rich repeat extensin-like protein 2
Exons: 2
Coding region: 1-975 (324 amino acids)
Source: RefSeq, a predicted model, not a curated record
AUGCAUCAGGCCCCAUCACGGCCGGAUAAGCCUCCUAGGAUGUCCCUGUCCGGCUGCAAGGGUUUGACUGGCAAGAUUAGUUAUUCCAGUACCAUCCCCAGCACCCUAGUACCAUCCCCAGUAUUCCAGUACCAUUCCCAGUAUUCCAGUACCAUCCCCAGUAUUCCAGUACCAUUCCCAGUAUUCCAGCACAUUCCAGUAUUCCAGUAUCCUGAACCAUCCCCAGCACCCCAGUACCAUCCCCAGCACCCAGUACCAUCCCCAGCACCCCAGUACCAUCCCCAGCACCCUAGUACCAUCCCCAGUAUUCCAGUACCAUUCCAGUAUUCCAGUAUCCUGAACCCCAGUACCAUCCCCAGCACCCUAGUACCAUCCCCAGUACCAGUACCACCCCAGUACCAUAUUCCAGCAUUCCAGUACCAUUCCCAGUAUUCCAGCAUCCCUGAACCAUCCCAGUACCAUCCCCCAGCACCCCAGUACCAUCCCCAGCACCCCAGUACCAUCCCCAGCAUACCAUCCCCAGUAUUCCAGUACCAUCCCCAGUAUCCCAGUACCAUCCCAGCACCCCAGUACCAUCCCCAGCACCCUAGUACCAUCCCCAGUAUCCCAGCACCAUUUCCAGUAUUCCAGUACCAUCCCCAGUAUUCCAGUACCAUCCCCAGCACCCAGUACCAUCCCCCAGUAUCCCAGUACCAUUCCCAGUAUUCCAGUAUCCCUGAACCAUCCCCAGUAUCCCAGUACCAUCUCCAGCACCCCAGUACCAUCCCCAGUAUUCCAGUACCAUUCCCAGCAUUCCAGUAUCCCAGUACCAUCCCCAGCACCCCAGUACCAUCCCCAGUAUCCCAGUAUUCCAGUACCAUCCCCAGUAUUCCAGUACCAUCCCCAGUAUCCCAGUACCAUCCCCAGUGUCCCAGUACCAUCCCCAGUAUCCCAGUACCAUCCCCAGUAUCCCAGUACCAUCCCCAGAAUCCCUGA